Messenger RNA from Plutella xylostella (diamondback moth), 1617 nucleotides. NCBI's taxonomy places the organism in Eukaryota, Metazoa, Arthropoda, Insecta, Lepidoptera, Plutellidae. The record is from RefSeq and is a predicted model, not a curated record.
GUGCGUGAUUUAAAUAUUAUAGGAAACUAAGUGAUUUAUUUCAAACGGAUCGUCCGAUUUUGAUUACUUAAGUACUAGACAAAUGUUUUUCUUUUUAUGUAUUAGACUAUGUACGACAUAAUGAUAGAUAUAUCGAAUGUAUACUAAAGUUGUAUAUAUACAUAGCUCAUGAAGUUUAAACCUUAAAAAUGGUUUUGACAAUUUCACAAAGCGUGAAUAGCAAUGUACCUGCAGAUCCGGUGAAAUUUGAGAAUGGAAGAGUGUGGUGGCAAUGGACUCUCUGUAUUAUUGCGUACCUACCCUUUCUAACUAACGGUCUGCAGGCGACCCACUUAUGCUCCCUCCCUCUGGACCGGAUUCCCCGGCUGCUCGGCGUGCCGUGGACCGCGUCAGCUCACGUCCUGGCGGGGUUGCUGGCGGCUCCGGUGCUGUGCUGGGCUGCUGACCGGUAUGGGAGGCGGGUUGGGGCGUGGUUCGUGUGUGCUAUUCAGGCUAUUUCCUGGGUCCUCCUCCUAUCGAAGCCAAUACCAGAAGUUUUGAUAGCGUCAAACGCUCUGACUGGCGUAGCAUCAGCCGGCAUUUUCACAGUCCUACCCAUUUACGUGAGAGAAACAGGCAGCGAUGGUCCGACCAGACCGGUCACCCUCUCCCUAUUCAUGAUGAUGAUGAUACUGGGUCAACUGAUGAUGAAUAUUAUGCGGGUGGUGAUGGAAAAAGCGGUGAUUGAAUACGCCGUGAUGGGUUUUGUGGUUUUGCAGUUUUUGUUGAUGUUCUUCCUGGUUGAAACGCCUAGUUUUUGCGUUAUGCGCGGCAGUGUUGAGGCAGCCAAAAUCAACUUGGGAAAGCUGAAGUGUUUGAGCCAAGAUGCAGCAAUCAUUGACAAGGAAGUACAUUUGCUGCAAGAGGAGAGUGAAAGGGCGAAGGCUUUUGGGACCCUGUCGUUCAGGAGAAUAUUACAAAACGCCAUUUGGAGGGACGCAACCAAAAUCGGUUUAGUUCUGCAAACGAUCGCGGUGCUGGGAGGGCGGCACUUGUACCUGAACCACAGGAGGCUUCUAGAAGCUUCUGGAGUGGAGGUCGAAGAGGGGGCUUCGGACCUGACCGUGUCUGCCGCCAUGCUGGCUGGCAGUGUUGCCUGCCUCGCCCUGAUUGGGUUUUGGGAGCCAAAGUACAUCCUGACGCUCUCCCUCGCCACCACAGCGAUGUCCCUCGGCGUCUCCGGAGUGUUCCUGCAAGAGGGCCUGUCCCCCCCCGCGCCGCCGCCGCUGCAGCUCGCAGCCAUGCUGGCCGUGGCGGCGGCGCACGGGCUGGGCUGGGGGCUGCCGUGGGUUGUUGUGUGCGAGAUGGUGAAUUUAGAGAUCCGCGCGACUUUAAUUGGAUUUCUGUACGUAUACGCGGCAAUACUCCACUUCGCUCACGUACACACCUUCCAAGACAUUGAAGACUAUGUGAGGGUUUACUCCCUGUGUUACAUAUUCGCGCUGGCAAACAUUUUGGGAGGGGUGUACGCCCUGUUCCUAGUGCCAGAGACGAGGCGACAGACACCGAGAAUGAUCGAGAGGAAAUUGAAGCGGCGGCCCAUUCUGAAGUUGUGAUGCAGUAAAUGGGUGCAGUGUG